Messenger RNA from Bombus pascuorum, 727 nucleotides. RefSeq lists its product as uncharacterized. The transcript is spliced from 2 exons. Gene Ontology annotation, biological process: nucleosome assembly. Gene Ontology annotation, cellular component: nucleosome. Gene Ontology annotation, molecular function: DNA binding. The coding region runs from base 126 to 653 and encodes 175 amino acids. The record is from RefSeq and is a predicted model, not a curated record. NCBI's taxonomy places the organism in Eukaryota, Metazoa, Arthropoda, Insecta, Hymenoptera, Apidae.
UUUUGUGAUGUUUGUCGCUGAUUCUUGGUAAUCGCUAGCGACGAUCUUGCAAAAUUUUAAGUCUACGUCUUUUUCUUCCUGGAACGCGCGAACGUUCGUUUUCCCAGCCGUUCGGUCGUGGUUCGAUGGUGGUCGAAAUGACACGAAAGAUAAAUAGAGCUGCGAAAAUGUUACCAAAGAAAAAAAUGCGAAAACUCUGGCCGUCUAAGAUCGUUGCAUUGAUCGUCUCGGCUAUCCAAGAUCUUCGCGAGACAAAGGGAUCUACGCCUAGUAAAAUUAUUGGCUAUAUCAGUUAUGGUUCUAACGUGGACGAUGGGAAGGUUAAGCGACAAGUAAAAUCAGUCUUGAAGAGAGGUUUGAAAUACGGUAUACUAAGAAGGUACCGAGGCCACUAUUUCCUUCCUACUUGCGACGAAUUAGACCGUGCAAAUCGUAUCGCCUUGAGAUUUGCUAAAUUACCGUUGCCCUCUGCAUAUUCCACGAAAUCGAACGUGCUAUUUCCCGGUAAAAUCGCACCAAUGGCAAGUCAGAGAAAGACGGGCAAGUCUGCUGCAAAAUCGCGAAGAACGAAACGGCUUGGGAAACCUCGUGAAAGUUUAAUCUCUCCUACGGCUAGUUUAACGAACGCAGUUUGCAACGUUGACGAAUUAUGAACAAUGGGUGGAAAUAUUACUAGAAAAUUAAAGGAGACUGUUGUUCGUUCGUUACAAUAACGAGAAACCUGCGA